CCGCGCCCCUCCAGCGGUGAUGGAAAGGUGUCGGGAGUUGGGAUGCCGGGAUGGAGGCGCCGGAGCCAGCACCAGAGCGUGUUGCUGUGCCGCCGCCGGCUGGUGCGGGCGAGGGAGCGGCGCUUCACCGUCGUGCUGGCUGUGGUGAUGGGGGCCUUCAUGCUGUGCUGGUUCCCCUUCUUCUUCACCUACAGCCUGGGGGCUCUCUGUGGGAAGGGCUGCCACGUGUCCAAGCCCCUCUUCAACUUCUUCUUUUGGAUCGGCUACUGCAACAGCAGCGUCAACCCCCUCAUCUACACCCUCUUCAACCGGGACUUCCGUGCUGCCUUCCGCCGGCUCCUCGCCGUCCCCCGUCGGCACUGCACUUAGGGACCCGUUGGGACAGCGGGGACGUGGCCCCCUACCCUGCUCAGUGCUCACAGCAUCUGGCCCUACCACAGAGCUUGGAUGGCAGUGCCAGUGUGCAGCUUGAGGUGCUUCUGGAAAUGCAGGACUGAAUAAAACGAGACCAAAGCC
This is a messenger RNA of Cyanistes caeruleus (blue tit), 516 nucleotides long. RefSeq names its product alpha-2Db adrenergic receptor-like. Gene Ontology annotation, cellular component: plasma membrane. The record is from RefSeq and is a predicted model, not a curated record. Gene Ontology annotation, molecular function: alpha2-adrenergic receptor activity; epinephrine binding. Lineage: Eukaryota; Metazoa; Chordata; Aves; Passeriformes; Paridae. Gene Ontology annotation, biological process: G protein-coupled receptor signaling pathway.